AAUCUUCAAAGAUAGUCAAAUACAUUAUGCACGAAGACACCAGGAAGAGUAUGGAACUACCAUCCCUUCGUGGUUUUCCUCUUUCAUACACUUUUCAAGAACAUUGUUACAAACAUUAACACUACUGGGGUUUGGUGGUUAAUGCAUAAGCUUAAAUAUAGGUCACCAACGGAUAAGUAGAAUAUUGUGUCGAACCUAUUGCACCUGUGAGGGAGAUGCUGAUAACAAACAGGCUAUACGCCAUAUCAAUUUUGGGCACAUUUAGGGUCGUGGUACAAAUCGGCAAUGUCACGAUGAUUCUGCAACUUGCGUUCUCGAGAAGAACCAAUGCUUCCAGGUCGGUCUCAGACAACAACGAAUCACAGCAGCUCCGGCUAGCAUGCGGUCUGAUUCUCGUAUUAUCACUAUUUUUUGUUAUUGCAUCCCACGUGUUUCUACUAUCAACGAAUAUGAAUGCCAUUCGCAUCCAAAACCGAAGUUCACGACUUAUCAGCAUGAAUGUGCCAAAAACCGACUGACCGCUGGUCAGUUUAACUUUGAAAGCCAAUCGAAAUGGACCUCUUGACGGGGAUACUUGGUACUGUAGCAGUCCUGUUGCUCCUGCUGGAGCUCUACUUACGCUUUUCACCUGCAUAUCGUGCGGCAAAACAAUUCCCGGGUCCUGCUCUGCUGCCCAUACUCGGCAAUGCACAAAAUCUGCUGUUUAACGAUCAGCUGCAAACCUUCCGGCUACCAAGACGUUGGGCAGCUCUUUACCAAGACACGUACCGACUGGUGGUGCGUGGUAUCCUCACCGUGAACGCGUUCCAGGCCAAAGAUGUGGAACCGUUGCUCUCCAGCCAGCGAUUGAUCGACAAGAGUCUCAUCUACCAUCUGAUGCACGAAUUCCUGGGGAUCGGACUGCUCAACAGUACCGGUGCCAAGUGGCAGCACCGUCGCCGUAUCCUUACGCCGGCCUUCCAUUUCAAUAUUUUGCCCAGCUUCCUGCUCACCUUUCAGGACGAAUGCCGUAGUAUGGUGGCUCAGCUAGAAUCGGCAGCUGAUAAGGGUGAGCCCGUUGCCCUGCAACCACUGAUCACGAAGUUCACACUCAAUACUAUCUGCGAGACGGCAAUGGGCGUUAAGCUGGACUCUGGUACCAUGGCCAAAGAGUAUCGUGGUAAGAUAGAGGCGAUUGGUACCAUGCUGUUGGACCGUCUGAUGAACCCAUGGCUAUACGACCAGUUUAUCUACAAGGUGCUGGGACUCGCGGCCAAGUUUGGUAAACUCCUGCGUCCGGUACACGCCUUCACGCGCUCUAUCAUUCAACAGCGGCGCGAGCUGUUUCACCAGAAUGUGCGCAAUUUUGGUGAUUUCUCUGAGGAAAAUGUUUACACCAACAUCAAGCAACGGUACGCUAUGCUCGAUACGCUGCUGGCGGCCGAAGCGAAGCAACAAAUCGAUGAGGAGGGCAUACGAGAGGAAGUGGACACGUUCAUGUUCGAGGGUCACGAUACCACAUCGGCUGCCCUCAUCUUUACGCUCCUACUGGUAGCACUCCAUCCCGAGGUUCAGGAGCGCUUAUACGAAGAGAUUCAACACAUUAUCCUCGGGAAGGCGGACCCAGACCGUGAGCUCUGCCAGGCGGACUACAACGAGAUGAAGUACAUGGAUAUGGUGCUGAAGGAAUCGCUGCGCCUCUUUCCACCGGUACCGUUUAUCUCUCGUUCCAUCACGGAAAAUACGUACUUCGGAGAGCGGUUCGUUCCGAAGGGCAGCAUAAUCAAUGUGCAUAUCUACGAUCUACACCGUGAUCCUACUGUUUUCCCAGAUCCGGAACGCUUUGAUCCGGAUCGCUUUCUGCCGGAGAAUGUAGAAGGACGUAGCCCUUACGCGUAUGUACCGUUCAGUGCUGGCCCAAGAAACUGUAUCGGUCAGCGGUUCGCGAUACUCGAACUGAAAUCAGUACUCACGGCGAUACUGACACACUUCCGUAUCCUGCCCGUUACGAAGCGUGAAGAACUGGAUUUCAUUUCGGAUAUAAUUUUGCGUACCAGCAAGCCUGUCUUCGUGAAAUUCGAACGCAGAUCAUCCUCUGCUGUGACAGUUGAUCCCAAGGAGGCAUAACUGUAACAUUUUUUAG
Anopheles darlingi is the source of this 2122-nucleotide messenger RNA. RefSeq names its product probable cytochrome P450 4ac1. NCBI's taxonomy places the organism in Eukaryota, Metazoa, Arthropoda, Insecta, Diptera, Culicidae. The transcript has 3 exons. The coding region runs from base 553 to 2106 and encodes 517 amino acids. Gene Ontology annotation, molecular function: oxidoreductase activity, acting on paired donors, with incorporation or reduction of molecular oxygen; heme binding; iron ion binding. The record is from RefSeq and is a predicted model, not a curated record.